Molecule: messenger RNA, 1457 nt
Organism: Xenia sp. Carnegie-2017
Lineage: Eukaryota; Metazoa; Cnidaria; Anthozoa; Malacalcyonacea; Xeniidae
Product: E3 ubiquitin-protein ligase RNF14-like
Exons: 2
Coding region: 4-1341 (445 amino acids)
Biological process (GO): ubiquitin-dependent protein catabolic process; protein polyubiquitination; positive regulation of proteasomal ubiquitin-dependent protein catabolic process
Cellular component (GO): ubiquitin ligase complex; cytoplasm
Molecular function (GO): ubiquitin protein ligase activity; ubiquitin conjugating enzyme binding; zinc ion binding
Source: RefSeq, a predicted model, not a curated record
AAAAUGGCGUCCGUAGACAAAGAAUGCCAGGACGACGAACUCAUAGCCCUGAGUUCUAUUUACGACGAGCGAAUGUUUUCGAAAUUUGAAAGUGGAGGGAAAAUAGAAAUAUUGCUUGAGAUUCCUUAUGACUUUAAAAUCAAGAUUUCGAAAAAUUCAUACUUGAAUAUAAAUGGUUGUGAUGAUGAUGAUAUAAUAUGGGAUAUCUUUCCUGUGAAAUUCUUACCUCCUUUAGUUUUAAAUUUUUUCUUUCCUUCCUGCUAUCCAUCUCAAUUACCACCAAAAUUUACUCUUAAUUGUCAAUGGUUAAACCAAGAACAGCUUUCUUCAUUGUGCAAAUCGUUGGAUUUGUUAUGGGAGGAAAGUCCUUGUGAAGUCAUUCUUUUUCGUUGGAUACAGUUUCUUCAAGAGGAUACGUUGGAAAGCCUUAACAUCUCUUCACCGUUAAUACUUAACUGUCAAGAAGUGAAUAAAAGACAUGGUUGUGUUGAUAUAAGAGCCAUUCAGAAUGUUUCUUCAGUUUCCAUUCUUCUAAAUGAAAUUCUUUGUUUUGAUCAAGAGGAAAAAACACGAGCGUUUGAUUUGAGCUACUUUACCUGUCGUAUAUGUUUUUCAGAAAAAUCUGGUGCUUCUUGUAUAAAAUUCCCAAAAUGUGAACAUGUGUUUUGUUGUGAAUGUGUCUCGGAAUAUUUCAAAGUACAAAUUGAAAGUGGUUUGGUGAAAGCUUUAAACUGUCCUGAAACAGACUGUGAUUCUCAAGCACUUCCUUCGCAAGUCAAAAAACUUGUCAGUCCAGAUUUAUUUGCGAAAUAUGAUAAGUAUCUUUUGCAGAUCAGUUUAAAUGAAAUGUCGGACUUAGUUUACUGUCCAAGACCUUCAUGUCAAAGUCCUGUGAUCUUGGAAAAGGAUACAACAAUGGGAGUUUGUGGAAUAUGUCAUUUUGCUUUCUGUUCUCUAUGUAAACUAACAUACCAUGGUAUUUCACCAUGUGUCUUCAAAGAAAAUGAAAUUCGGAAACUAAAACAAGAAUAUGAAAAUGCAACAGAAAUUGAAAAAUUAGCUCUAGAAAAACGCUAUGGAAAGAAUCAUAUUCAAAGAAUGAUUGAUGAUUUGAUUUCUGAAGAAUGGCUUGCAGAAAACUCAAAACCAUGUCCUCGUUGUAAAGCUCGUAUUCAGAAAUCUGAAGGCUGCAAUAAAAUGCAUUGUUCUAAGUGUCAAACAAAUUUUUGCUGGCUUUGUGGCAAGAUAUUGGAUGAACGUAAUCCUUAUCUUCACUUUAAUACAUGGAACUCGCCAUGCUACAAUAAAUUGUUUGAAGGUGUCGAAAUUGAUGACGAUUAAUAAGACAAUUUAUGGUAGUUACAAUUGGGUAGUUAUUAUAUUUCAUAUUGGCAUAAUGUAAUAAUUAAAAUAAAUUAUUAAUUAGUUUAUACACUGCAAUAAAAAGUCGAGAUUGA